AUGGGUGGCCCGACGAAACCCGCCGAAACCCGUCGGGCCGGGGCGGAACUAAAACGCUUCACCCACCUCGCGUUUCUGUCGGGCUGGCGGAGAGGCGACGCGGGCGACGAGAGGCCGACGCGGGGGACGACGGUGGAAGACCACGCCGGCGCCGCCGCUGCCGCCGACGCUCCAAGACGACGCCGCCGCCGACGCUCCCUCACGCCGUCCCGCCGCAAGAGCAAGGCCGACGCUCCCGCGGUUCCGCCGACGUUCCUGCCGCCGCCGACCGAGAGCUCCUGCCGCCGCCCCUCUUCUCAUCCGAAGCUGGAGUCAUUUAAGAGGAAUUCUGAUGGAAUUGUGCAAGUGAUGGAGAGGAUGGUGCAAGUGCGUGAAAAGGAAGUCAGUCAAGAACAACCUCUACAGAAGUUCUCUAUUACCAUAUGCAUGGAUGCGCUAAAGACAUUGGAUGGUAUGACAGGUUCAAUUAAAAUCCCUGCAUUGGAUGUCUUCACGAUAGCCGACAAUCGUGAAAUAUUUCUCAACCUUGUUGAUGAUAAAGAUGGCACCGCCAUGGUGUGGCUACUUGUGCAGAUAGCCAAGUUAGCAUGAGGAAACAAGUCGCUUGGACUGAUUUUCUUCUCAUAAUAUUGAAGGGAACAAGCAUGCUUUUAAGAGGACGUACUGUCCCGGGCCGAGUUGGUGCUUUAUUCAGCAUCUUGUAGUUUCAGUAUUUGCUCAGCACUAUAUGCCUAUCCACUUUGAAUUCCUCUAUUUGUUUCAUGUCUCCGAAAAGUAGAUUAUGAGAUCGGGAGUUAACUGUACCAUGCUUGUAGCUGUGAUGAUGAGAUGCUACUGUUUGCAUUUAUGUACUGGUUGCAAGAUAUGAUCUUCUAGUGUGCUACAAAGAUUUGGUUUUUAUUUAUGAUGCA
Messenger RNA from Lolium perenne, 911 nucleotides. Lineage: Eukaryota; Viridiplantae; Streptophyta; Magnoliopsida; Poales; Poaceae. The record is from RefSeq and is a predicted model, not a curated record.